GUUACUUACGCCACAUAUGUAACCUAUAUGCCAGCUUCACUCAAAAAUAACUUUCUUCGUUCAAACCGAACGAUUCGCGAAAGCCUUAAGAAUCGGUUCGCGCGAAUCGUUAGAAAGAACCGACUCGAAACAACAAUUUCCUCCGCGAAUCGGACAUCGCGUUCGUUCGCGUUUAGAAAGUGAGCUCUCCGGGAUCUCUCCGUGUAUACACACAGACACCCUGAAAAGUCAGGUUUGCCAGGUCUGGUUUAUCAGGACGGCGGAACUGAAGCCGUUCCCGUAUCACCUUCCUUCAUCCGUGAAACGGGCGGUCGCGCGGUUAUUAAUGACUUUUGGUGGAAAAAGCCUUCGGUUCGAGCAUACGGUGGAUUUUCAUGUGUUUCACGGGUGAUUUUCAGAUUGAUCUUUGGCACGCUUUGCAUCCUCAAAGGAGCCACAGAUCGGAGCGUGCUGUGGAUACGUUACGGACAAACGCAGCUGCAUUUCCAUGAGAAACGGACGGACUGAAGAGAGACCCACGUUUUCAUCACUGAACCUAUGAGAAAAUCUUAAUUUGCACGUCUCGUGGUAAUCCCAACAGCGAAAAUGGGAGGAUAUGUACAAUUUCUAAGCAUAGCAGAAGGCAGCCGCGCUGUAUUGUGAGAUGCAUUUCCAUAUUACACACAGCACCGGAGCGCAACAUGUAUUUCCUGCGUGAAUCCCGUACGCACCGUUAACGCACAGGAUGCGUUUUAACAGACCGUAUCAGGCCAAGAUACGCUCUCCGAUCACGAUCGCGUCCGUUUUGUCGAUUUAAGCUGCCGCUCGGCUUUAAUAUUGCUUAUCACGGGGUGUCAUGCCGAUCUGGGGCGAAACGUCUCGUUCGACGGUCGCCUCGCUUCCUUCCUGGGUCCUGAUGUUCUUCAUCCAUGCGAGGAUUCACCAUGGAAACCCACAGUGAGCGCUGGUGGACGCCGAGAUUGGAUCCUGGAUUGGAAACGGAGAGGCUGGCGGAUGUGUAAACAGCUCUUCUUGUCGCCUUCACGUCAACUUGCUGAGACUUGUCUUUGCAGAUCUCAGAAAAACAAAGGCGUGUAGCUGGGGGCAAUUGCACAUCCCAAGUGCUCCAGGCGCUGGCGGGGGCCGAUGCCACAAACAUGCACGCAAGGUCUGAUUCGGUGUCUAAACAUGCCAGGCGUGACAAUCAGGCGGCCGCUUCGGAUCUGAUCUCAAGUUUGGACAUUGGGCGAACACCUUUCCAGGCCAUGUUUUUCCAGCAUGCCACACUCUAACGCGUGUUCACACCAGGAAAGUCUGCUUUGAGCCGGACCAAAUACGAUGUAAAUUGAUUCGGUUUGGUGCUGUUCGCUUUCACACUGCCUUUUUUGCAAGUGUAGCCGAAACUGUAAACCAAACCACACGUGUGCUAAGGUCAUCCAUUUAUUGGUUCGUUCAGCUGUACCAGAGUUCGUUUGGAAGCGGACCACCUCUUCAGCUGGUCCUCACCUGAGUGCGAUUGCUGUAUUCACAGCUGCCCAAAAGAUUCGCACCAAAGGGGGGAAAUGAACUUGAGCCACUAGAAGGCAAGCCUGCAACCUCUAGCCGAAAAAGCAUUACGUACGUAGAAAAGAAGAUAAGCAUGUCGAGACUUAUCGUUUAAUGAACCAACAGCCUAUCCGCUUAUCGUCAACAUGUUUUACACUAAACAAUACUUUUGGAUUGAAUGAUUUUUUAAGAGUUUACCGAGAUAAAAAUGCAGUUUUAUAAGACAAGCCACUGACUUUUUGCGACAGGUGGGAUUCAGCCUACGGCACUUCUCAUUCGUUCCUAUGGUAUCCGUAAAUGGCAAAUGAGUGUCGCACACCUCAAUGACGUCAAGGCUGUAAUGUGAUUGGUUAUCAAGGCACACGGUUAUCAAGUUAGCCGUUACGCUUUCCAACAGCUAGUAAUACGGACCCCGUCAUCUCCCUACAAUAAGACUCGAGUUCGAUUCAAUCGAACCAAACGUCGCGUGUGAAUACGCCCUUCGUUUUUAUAGCAUCUUGUACAAUCCAGCAGCGCAGAAUGCCUCGGAACCGGGCGUUUUCGGAGCCCGAGUACUCUGCGGAGUAUUCGGCGGACUGCUCGGUCACCCUGCCCUCGGACCCGGGUCAAGCGGUGGGACGCACCCACGAGGUGACGGUGCGCAGCUCCGGCUGCUGCCUGUGUCUGCCGCGGUUCAUGCGCCUGACCUUCGCCCCGGACUCUCUGGAGAACCUCUACCAGACCUACUUCCGCCGGCAGAGGCACGAGACCCUGCUGGUGCUGGUGGUGUUCGCGGCCCUCUUUGACUGCUACGUCAUCGUGAUGUGCACUGUGCUCUACACGGGGGAUAAGCUGGCGUCUGUGGCCGUGGCUUCGGUGGGGCUGGCGGCGGACGUCCUGCUGUACCUGCUGUGCCGCUUCGGUCUGCUCCCGGACCGCGUGACCCGCCGCCUGGUGCCCUACGCCCUGUGGGUGCUCAUAGCGGCCCAGAUCUUCUGUUACCUAGGACUGAACUUUGCCCGCUUCCAUCAGCCCAGCGACACUGUGGGUUGGCAGGCGUUUUUUAGCUUUUCCUUCUUCUUGACUCUGCCUCUGCGGCUGACCCCUAUAGUGCUGAUCACGGCCGUGUCCUGCGGUGUGCACACGCUCGUCCUGGGCGUCACCAUCGCCCAGCAGCAGCAGGAGGACAUCCAGGGGGCGGCUCUGGGAAGACAGUUGCUGGCCAACAUUGUGAUCUACUUCUGUGCCAUCACAGUGGGCGUCAUGUCGUAUUACAUGGCCGACCGCAAACACCGCAAGGCCUUUCUGGAGGCCCGGCAGUCGCUGGAGGUCAAGCUCAACAUGGAGGAGCAAAGUCAGCAGCAGGAGCGUCUCCUGCUGUCCAUCUUACCCAAGCACAUCGCAGACGAGAUGCUCCAGGACAUGAAGAAAGAAGCCAGUCAGAAAGAGAUGCAGCAGUUCAACACCAUGUACAUGUAUCGGCACGAGAACGUCAGUAUUCUGUUCGCAGACAUCGUGGGCUUCACUCAGCUGUCCUCGUCCUGCAGCGCUCAGGAGCUGGUGAAGCUGCUCAACGAAUUGUUCGCCCGCUUCGACAAAUUAGCAGCCAAAUACCACCAGUUGAGGAUCAAGAUUCUGGGCGACUGCUACUACUGUAUUUGUGGCCUUCCAGAUUACCGCGAUGACCAUGCGGCCUGCUCCAUCAUGAUGGGCCUGGCCAUGGUCGAGGCCAUUUCAUAUGUGCGUGAAAAAACUCAGACAGAAGUGGACAUGCGUGUGGGUGUGCACACGGGUACUGUACUCGGUGGAGUCCUGGGACAGAAGCGCUGGCAGUUUGAUGUCUGGUCUACUGAUGUUACUGUAGCAAACAAGAUGGAGUCAGGAGGCAUCCCAGGGCGUGUGCACAUCUCUCAGAACACAAUGGACUGUUUGCACGGUGAGUUUGAGCUGGAGGAGGGCAAUGGAGGAGAGCGCUGUGAGUAUCUUCUGGAGAAAGGUAUCGACACAUACCUGGUGCUCGUGUCCAAAGACACUCCCAAAACAAACGGAGUGACCAACGGCACAGUGAUUAAUACAACAAAACCCAGCGGCAGUUACACAUCAGUAAAGAACAUACCUGAGGAGUCAGAGACACAGCAGCUGCAGCUGGCUAAUAUGAUCGAUGAAGGGAUAGAGGAUGAGCAUCUGAACCAGCUGCUGAACAAAGCUCUGCUGGAGAGAGAGACAGAGGAGACUCUGGAGAAGAGGAAGACGUCGGUUCUGUCUCUGAGGUUUGAGGACUCUGAUCUGGAGUCUCGUUACUCAGCAGAGAAGGAGAGACGGACGGGUGUUGCGUUCAGCUGUUGUUGUGUCGUUCUGAUCUUCACCUCAGUCAUGGAAAUGCUCAUAGACCCACAGCUGAUAGUGAAUUAUGUGACUCUAGCUGUUGGUGAGCUGUUACUUCUGAUUCUGACGCUGUGUUCACUAGCAGCCAUCUUUCCUCGAGUCUUCCCCCGUAGGCUGGUGUCUUUCUCUCAGUGGAUCGACCGCACACGAUGGGCUCGUAACACAUGGGCAAUGGCUGCCAUAUUUGUUCUGACCAUGGCUGAGGUGGCUGAUAUGCUGAGCUGUGUUCAGCCCCCUCUUGUGCUGCUGAACUCCUCUUCCGGCAUGACACUCGAGUCUCUGGGUGACGGCGGUUGCGCAGAGAACCCCAAACACUACGGAUACAUAUCAGUGCUGUCGCUCGUGGCAACUGUUAUGCUCGUACAGCUCAGCCAUGUGGUCAAGCUGGCGCUCAUGCUGCUGGUUACCAUAGCAACAGGUGCCGUAAACAUCCACAGCUGGAUGUACAUUUACGACAUCUACGAUUUCAUUCGCUACCUGGACUACAGUUACUCAGUGGUUCCCACCAGAUAUCUUCUGACUGUGAUGAUUAUCAUCAUGAUGAUGAGUUUCUACUACUUUGCGCGUCACGUGGAAAGACAGUCGCGUAAACUGUUUCUGUGGAAGAUUGAGGUUCACAAUCAGAAGGAGAAAGUGUAUGAAAUGAGAACGUACAACGAGGCGCUGGUCACUAACAUGCUUCCUGAUCAUGUGGCCAAACACUUCCUGGGCUCUAAGAUGCGCGAUGAGGAACUUUACAGUCAGUCGUACGAUGAGAUUGGCGUGAUGUUUGCCUCUAUUCCCAACUUCUCUGACUUUUACACGGAGGAAAGUAUAAACAAUGGAGGAAUAGAAUGCCUUCGAAUCCUGAAUGAGAUCAUCUCUGACUUUGACAGUAUCAUUAGUGAGGAUCAGUUUCGUCAACUAGAAAAGAUCAAAACCAUUGGCAGCACCUACAUGGCUGCCUCUGGGCUUAAUGACUCCACUUACGAUAAAGCAGGAAGGUCACACAUUCGCGCUCUAGCCGACUACGCUAUGCGCCUCAUGGACCAGAUGAAGUACAUCAAUGAACACUCUUUCAAUAACUUCAAAAUGAAGAUUGGUCUCAAUAUAGGUCCUGUCGUGGCUGGUGUCAUAGGGGCUCGUAAACCGCAAUAUGACAUAUGGGGGAAUACUGUGAAUGUAGCCAGCCGCAUGGACAGCACUGGGGUACCUGAGAGAAUACAGGUUACAACUGACCUCUACCAGGUGCUCAGCUCUUAUAACUACACACUGGAGUGCAGAGGCGUUGUGAAAGUCAAAGGCAAAGGAGAAAUGACAACCUACUUUCUAAAUGGAGGACCCAACAGCAGUUAACACUCAACGUCUGAUGUUCAGAACAUUUUUGAGAUGAUGAUGACGAGACGCUGUGGGCCAGGCCUGGCUGUUGAACGGCAAUCCUCUUGGACCAAUCACAAUAGGAUUUGUUCGUAAACAGUCCUCAGCCGGUCUAAGAGUGGCCCCUUUGCACACUGAGACUUCCUUUAUGGAUUAACAGAGGGCUUUGGCCCCUUUAUUUAAGGCAUGGAACAGCUCAGAAAGACGGUUCAUCCUCAGAGACCAAAGAAACAAAGGAAUCUCAAGGCAUACAAAGCAGUUCUCCCGGUCUUAUAUUUCUUAUAUUGCCAAGAGAGGACAGAUGAACUGCAUUCUCUGCACCUGGCUUUGGCGCUCUCAGGUGUGGCUGGACUGCGAUCUUACUCCACCGACUGCUCCUGGUGGAUCCAAAACAAAACUGCAUGAAAACACUGAAGCCAAUAUACCUGUAAAACACACGUUUUAUGUGUAUAUGAUUCAUCAGUGUAUGUAAAGAGUUCUUUUCAUAUGGUCUUGUUGCGUUCAACACUGUCUAGGUGAUAUCACAGUAGAUAGAGAUAUCGAGAUGAGCUAAUAUAUGGUAGAAGGCCAUAGUGAGCACAGCAGCUCUAUAAACCCUUUAUGGUUUCCUGAACUUUGCUGCAGCGACUGUGGUUGUUACUGGUAAGGGAGCUAGCGUUGACAGUGUUACUUCUGAAUGAUCUAGAGUUGAGAAUAAAGCCCCGUUCAUGCCGCCUUGACUUAAUACAACCCGAAGUCAUUUAUUUUCAGUGUUGGGAUUUUUCUCAGGUGCAACCUCAUGGAGCAUUUCAAUCUGUCUUCAGAAACUUUAGUUGAGAAUCAUUUCGACUAAAUUCUGUCCUUGCAGUCAGCCAUGUAUGGCUCUAAUCAUGUGCAGGGUCAGUGUAUAAAAAACAAUGCAUAUGACAAUUAGAUGUAUGUGGACCCAAAUAGGCCAGAGUUUAUGCUUUCGGCACAGAUAAAUGGCCGUCCACAUUGCACAUACUGAUUCCCGUUUAUCUUUAAACAAUGCACUGUUACAACUUAAAUGCAUUUUUCUUCCAGAAUGUUCAUUUUAGCGGUGUAAAUUAAUUUGUCAAUAAGAAAUGAGACUGAACAAGCAACCAACCAGUACGGCGGAUGGUGGCAUGAACAGGGCAUGUGACUCUGUUCCAAACACAAAUUUACUUUCUCAUAAGACACUUGUAUACACUAAAGACACUUUUAAGGAUAGAGUAAAACGGUCAAAUAUGGCUGUUUUGUAUUUUUAACAUUUUAUAUUUUGACUCCAAAAGCAAAACUGUCAGUGCUAUUUUAGAUUAUAUAUUUUAUAUAUUAAUGUAUUAGAAUGCUGUCUAUAAAUCCAUAUAAACAUAACGGAACACUAAAUUCCUGCACAUUUGAACAGGAGGGAGAGGUUUUUAAGUGUAAGUUAUCAGUCACCCUUUUCUGUCGCUGCAUCCAUUUGGAUAAAAUCUGUAGCUAGCCUUGUAACCAAGUAAGCAGAAUAUCUUUGGCCUUUCUCCAAAAAGGGUUUCUGUAUCCUGUCAAGUACACUACAAUGUAAUUAUGAGUAGAAAAUGGAUUUGCAGAAGGCGAAAUGGCAAUUGAGUGUUUCAGAACAGCCACAGUCGUUUAAAGCUUGGCAAACACAUCUGCAAAUAUUGAUUUUAGCCUUGCGUUUGUAGUGCGUGGGACAACGAGUUGGGAUCCUCUAGGGAUGAUUCCGUUAUGCCACAAGUCUUCAACAUUUUUGCACUGCAGCUCGACCAGCAUUUCCUUCUCUCUCUCUCUCUCAGUUCAGUCUGAUGGUCCGACCCAAUGAAUGUCCAUUUUCUCCAAUGAGGCCUUUGUAUGUAAGAAUUGGAGUGUGUACACAAACUGGGACUUUUUUGUUGUUGUUGUUUAACCUAUUUCGGAUACAGUCAAGUAGGAUUAUGAUAUAAUGUUUUGGGGGAAAAAAAUCUGCAUUUUCUCAAAUAUGUGUUAUGAAACAGUAAAGUAUAUUUGGUCCUGUUCUAGCUUCUCUCAACGUGGACCCAGCAGGGCUUCCGGUCAGGUGUUUUUUUCCAUCGAAGAUUAGUGCCAUUUUCUUGUCUGAUUCUUUUUUUUUUCUUUCUUUUUUUUCUUUUUUUUAAAAAAAAAAAAUAAAACCUCUGGUUGAAUGUUUUUGCAUUUAGUGUCACCAUGAUAGUUUUAAUGUUAGACGACGCUGAGGUGUGUAUUUUCUGCGGCACCGAACGAGAUUGGACACACUCCCUUCACGCCAUUGGUCAGACGAUAAUUAGCCCCGCCCUAAAAGCACGCCAUUGGUUGGGCCAGCUGAGGCAGUUUUACUUUAAUCGGGUUUAGUUUAUGAAUAGGUAACAAGUAUGUAUCUGCGUAUUUAACUGGGAGGAGAAAGUAUUUAAACCAUUAAAAUCACACACUCCAGCUUUAAUUCACUUUCUUGUGUGUGUUAUCCAAACGAAAGCACUGAGGUAAGAGAUGUCAAGUAAAUACCACAUGUUAUGUCCUGCUGAGUUCUGGCAUUUACUAUUCCAGUGGAGCUUCAUCUUCGGUUGUAUUUGCUUAUCUGCCAUGUCAAAACUCAAUGCUGUUUUAUACAUCCAAAUAAACUAUUAUAAUAUUAAA
Messenger RNA from Puntigrus tetrazona (Sumatra barb), 7857 nucleotides. Its product is annotated as adenylate cyclase type 3-like. The record is from RefSeq and is a predicted model, not a curated record. NCBI's taxonomy places the organism in Eukaryota, Metazoa, Chordata, Actinopteri, Cypriniformes, Cyprinidae. Gene Ontology annotation, cellular component: plasma membrane. Gene Ontology annotation, biological process: cAMP biosynthetic process; intracellular signal transduction; adenylate cyclase-activating G protein-coupled receptor signaling pathway. The transcript is spliced from 19 exons. The coding region runs from base 2044 to 5223 and encodes 1059 amino acids. Gene Ontology annotation, molecular function: adenylate cyclase activity.